UAUUUUUUUUCAUAUCUCUAAAUUAAUUAGAGAUAAUAUCCACAGAUAAAUUAUUUUUGUUAAUUUUACAGCACUCUAAGACAACAUAACACCAGAAUUACAUUAGCUUUAAGAAAUCUUACUAAAUAAGAAAGGGUCUGAACUAACUUCUGUCGAGUUGAAUGAUAAAAUGCCUGUUUCUGUCAAUGCAAGUGCUACUGGCUUUGCUUUUGACCAAAAUCAUGACUGAUUACGUGAUGCUUUAAGCAUCAGGUUUUGCCUGAAGAACCUUUCCGAAAAUUCUAUUGACCCUUUAAGUUGAUUUCUGGAUAAAUACAAUUGUAACCAUGAGAGAAAACCAUCUCACGCUCACGUCCUUAAAAAAUGGCAUUAAAGUUCAUGUGAAAUGGUGUUUACUUGAAGAUGAUUGCCUCUGAGAUAUUAACAGAAAUAAAAGGGCAACUGUCUGUGCCCUUUGGUGGGAAUUCCCUUUGCAAUCAGUACUUCUGAUCAACCUUUGGUUGGAAUAAGAACUGACAAAGGAAAAUCCACUGAUUUUUCCUGCAGGCUAGGGGACCAUUCCAGCAUCCAUUCUGGAUAAGAAUAUUUCCAAUGGCAGAUGUAGUUGAUACUAUGUAUGCUUUCUGUGUGUGUGUCCUGAUGAAACUAAUUGUUUGGAGAAACAGUAGCAAGUGUGAAUCUCUCACAAGAUCCUGGCAUGAUUUUUGUUAACUGGUUGUGUUAUUGUGGCUUUGAUUUCCCCAUGUGUUUUGUUGGUGAAAGAAGUUAAAACCUAGCAAAGCUUAUGCUAAUGUAAUGGUCAUUGUACAUUCAGUGUAAUUGUGUUUCCCUAAGAACUUCUCUUAUAUAAAGUGGGAUUAAACUAUUUUAGUGCUACUGUUACAUCAGGAAUAUUGAAUGAGCUCUACAUUCCUCAGUCCAUGGCAUUAACACUGAAGACUUUUCUCCCCCAGGUUUGCAUUCAGCGGGUUAGAUCGUGCAGCAGCGUUCGCUUUAUAAAAUCAAAAUAUGUGUGCGUGUUUGACAAAUCUGCCCUCAAGUUUAGUCAUCAGCAGCGAUUAUUCAGAACAUCUGCUGUUUCACGGGGCCAAAUUGUCCAGUUUAAGCUUUCUGACAUUGGAGAAGGGAUUACGGAGGUGACUGUAAAGGAAUGGUAUAUAAAGGAAGGUGAUAGCGUGUCUCAGUUCGAUAGCAUCUGUGAAGUACAAAGCGAUAAAGCUUCCGUUACCAUCACUAGUCGUUAUGAUGGCAUCAUUAGAAAACUCCACUACAGUUUAGAUGAAAUUGCUUAUGUUGGAAAACCACUGGUGGACAUUGAAAUCGAUGCUUCAAAAGGUGUUGCCCCAGCAGAAGAUGUUGUCGAAGCACCUCCUAUGUCUCAUGAAGAACACACUCACCAAGAGAUAAAAGGUCACAAAACAUUAGCAACCCCUGCAGUUCGCCGUCUGGCCAUGGAGAACAAUAUUAAAUUGAGUGAAAUUGUUGGAACAGGGAAAGAUAACAGAAUCCUUAAAGAAGAUAUACUCAAUUACUUGGCCAAACAAACAGGAGCUAUUUUACCUCCAUCACCAAAGGCUGAAAUUAUCCCACCUUUUCCAAAAUCAGAGACUGUGCCAGCUCCUCCAAAGGACAAAGCACACAAAAUUCCUGUGCCUGUUUCCAGACCCAUUGUGUUUUCGGGAAAAGAUAAAACUGAACCUAUAACAGGUUUUCACAAGGCAAUGGUAAAGACAAUGAGCGCAGCCCUGAAGAUCCCCCACUUUGGUUACUGUGAUGAGAUUGAUUUGACUGAGCUUGUGCAGCUGCGAGAAGAGCUGAAACCUCUAGCCCAAAUUCGUGGAGUUAAGCUUUCCUUUAUGCCUUUCUUCAUAAAGGCAGCCUCCUUGGGGUUAUUGCAGUAUCCCAUUCUUAAUGCUUCUUUGGAUGAAAACUGUCAAAAUGUCACAUAUAAGGCUUCGCACAAUAUCGGAGUUGCUAUGGACACAGAGCAAGGUUUAAUUGUCCCGAAUGUGAAAAAUGUGCAAGUCUGUAGCGUGUUUGAGAUUGCUUCUGAAUUAAACCGCCUACAGUCCUUGGGCUCUGCGGGCCAGCUGGGAACCACUGAGCUCACGGGAGGAACAUUCACCCUUUCCAACAUUGGCACAAUUGGUGGCACUUACACCAAACCAGUGAUACUGCCUCCUGAGGUAGCUAUUGGAGCACUUGGAAAGAUACAGGUUCUUCCUCGGUUUAAUGGAAAAGGUGAAGUAUUCAAAGCACGGAUAAUGAACGUGAGUUGGUCAGCGGAUCACCGCGUCAUUGAUGGAGCCACGCUGGCCCGCUUUUCCAACUUGUGGAAAUCUUACUUGGAGAACCCUGCUUCCAUGCUGCUAGACCUUAAAUAAAGGAAACCCAGGCUGGAAUAUGCCUUUCAACUUUGUCAGUUAGACUGAAUAAUGACAAAAGCUGGCACUGCUAGCACAUGCCCUUUGCUACGCACAUUAGUAUAUCAUAUUGUGUGGUUAAAAGUUCCCAACAGCUGCUAUCAGCCUAUCAGUCAUUACUUUUUUUAAUUAGUAGUGCUGUAAUUUCUUCUACAGCAGACUUCAAACUGAAUAGAUCAUGGUGCAACUUCUGAUUACGGUGAUGGAAUGAAUGUCUUUAUUUUGCCUUUUCUAAUACAUAUGGUUGUGAGGCUGGUGUGACCGAAUGACGCUGAUCUACACCUGCAGUAUUUAUAAUCUGAUUAACCUGUUUUGAAGGGAAAUACUCAUAAUUCUUCCUUGUUGGACACAUACAUUUAUUUUAACAAUUAUUAUCCAGAUUUCCAAAAGAAGUUAUGCAAAAAUAAUAUACAAAUAAAAUGCCUUUUAUGCUUCUGCUGUAAGAUGUCCAGAGAGCUUUUUGUUAACUGAAUAAACCUCUCAAGUCUUUUGCUAGUCCACUUUUUCCUGGCAAUUACUUGCACAGGUACUCUUUAUCAAAUUAAGAGGCCAUAUUUAUUGAAAUGUUUACUGAUAACAUUUAUUGAUAACUGUCAGGACCUUAACACUCUCUAGAAUAUCUUGUAUUUUUAUAGGCUGGAAGUAGCUGCAGGCCUUAAAUACCUUCCAGUUAUUUUUGUUUCAUAUAGAAAGCAUCUGUCUGUUAAAAAAGAAAGAAAGAAAAGAAAAACCCGAGGAUCUCAUUUGUUUUUCUGUCCUUGGGAAAGCCUGACAGGAAGCAGAACGUGUUCUAAAAGCUUGCGUUGUGCAUUGGUGUUCAGGUAUUAGAGUUUGACUGAUUAAUCAGAUACAACAAAGAAUUAACAUUAAAAAAAUCACUGUGUCAGAUAAGGACUUUUUAAACUCUGAUAUGAGGCACAUGAUGAACAGGUUUGAGUUAGUGCCUUCAAACAGGCAACAGUCAUGUGGCUUUAAGGUAAACUAAACAGACGACAAGGUUUGCACUGGUGAUUUAAGAGGAGAGAUGAAGAAAACUGUUGGGUAUAAAUUCCUUCUAGAAACUUAAGUUGCAAACAGACACAAGAAAAGACAGUUGCGUGGCCUUAAAAAUGAAUUUGUGAGGCACAAAAUGGACAUUUUCUCCUUUCUUUAGAUACAUCAAAAAUUGCCUCUACAGGAGCAUUCUCCAAAAUUGUAGACCAAAUUUGUCGAUGGCAUUAGCUGUGAAGAUGCAAGACACAAGCUACCAUAGGUAGAAUCUCUGCUAUCCUUCGUGCUGAGACCGAGCAAGAGGAAAGCCGGUAAUGUAGGGGAGGGAGCAUGGGAGCAUACAUGUAAGGUGCUAUUUAUACUUCUAUUGUGGUGUAAAAGUCUUUUAUAUCUAGGUCAUUUCUUGCGAAGUUUGACUAAUAUAUCGUGCUUAUCACAUAUUUAAGUUUUAUCAGAUUUGUUUAUUCCUAAUAAAAAAUUAAAGCCGCAAA
This is a messenger RNA of Strigops habroptila (Kakapo), 3904 nucleotides long. RefSeq names its product dihydrolipoamide branched chain transacylase E2 (gene DBT). The transcript has 10 exons. Gene Ontology annotation, molecular function: lipoic acid binding; acetyltransferase activity. The record is from RefSeq and is a predicted model, not a curated record. The coding region runs from base 921 to 2384 and encodes 487 amino acids. Lineage: Eukaryota; Metazoa; Chordata; Aves; Psittaciformes; Psittacidae. Gene Ontology annotation, cellular component: mitochondrion; cytoplasm.